Brassica oleracea var. oleracea is the source of this 1043-nucleotide messenger RNA. Its product is annotated as methylesterase 10. The record is from RefSeq and is a predicted model, not a curated record. Bases 117 to 920 code for a protein of 267 amino acids. Gene Ontology annotation, biological process: salicylic acid metabolic process; jasmonic acid metabolic process. Gene Ontology annotation, molecular function: methyl salicylate esterase activity; methyl indole-3-acetate esterase activity; methyl jasmonate esterase activity. The transcript has 3 exons. Lineage: Eukaryota; Viridiplantae; Streptophyta; Magnoliopsida; Brassicales; Brassicaceae.
CGGUUCCAGCCGGUUAAAAAACAAUUAAACUGUUCCACCAGAAAUGAAAUUUCUGUACCGAUGAUAUAUACACACACGAAUAGACAAGGAUAACAUCACUUACCAAACAAUAUCAAAUGCAAACACAGCACAUGCAACAACAACACCACCACCAUUUCGUGCUUGUCCACGGAUCAUGUCAUGGAGCAUGGUGCUGGUUCAAGCUGGCGGGAAAGCUCAAGGCCAAUGGUCAACGAGUGACAGCUAUUGAACUUGGUGGGUCCGGUAUCGACGAGAGGCGGCUCGACGAGGUUCGUUCUGUCUCCGAGUAUCUAGAGCCUUUGAUGAGUUUCAUGGAGUCUCUUCCUGAGGAAGAGAAGGUGGUCCUUGUUGGUCAUAGCUAUGGUGGCAUUGGAACUUCUCUCGCUAUGGAAAGGUUUCCGACCAAAAUCUCUGUCGGAAUCUUCAUCUCUGCUUAUAUGCCACACCAUGAGUCUCCCCCUUCCGUUCUCAUUCAAGAGUAUUUCAAACGUCUCCCUGAUGGAUUCGCCAUGGAUUGUGAGUUUACAUUCGAGGAAGGACCAGGACAGCCGCCAAGUUCAGUUAUGUUCGGUAAUAGCUUCAUGAAGGAGAAGGCAUAUAGUAAUUGCCAGUCAGAGGAUCUAGAACUAGCCAUGACGUUGGUGAAACCGAGCAGGUUAUACCCAAAGGAAAUGGAAGGUAAAGAUUUGCUGACCAAGGAGAGGUAUGGAUCUGGGAAGAGAGUGUUUAUCGUCUGCGAAGGUGACAACGUGGUUCCAGAGGAGAUUCAGAGGUGGAUGAUUAGUAACUACGAACCUAAUGAAGUGAAAGUGGUCGAAGAAGCUGGUCACAUGGCUAUGAUCACCAAGCCUCAACAGCUUUCUCUACUGCUACAGGAAAUAGCAGCAAAAUACAACUGAUAAAGUGUAACAUUGUAUUGAGUUUGAGUAUCCUGAAAUUUUAAAGCUAUCCCCUCUGGAGUGUGUAUCUCUAACGCUUUGUUAUAUUUAUGAUAUGAAUAAGAGCGCUUGUGAUUCUUGAUA